ACCGGGAAGGGCCCGGGAUGCCCUCCGGGAUAGCUCCGGGAUGCGGGAGGGGCUGUCCCUGUCCCCCGCGCUGCCACCCCCGGUCCCGCCCCGGCCCUGCCCGCCCCGCCCAGGGGCGGCCCCGGGGCACCGGCAGCGAGCGAGCGGCACCGGCAGCGGCCGGAGAACAAUAGCGGCGUGCAGAACAAUGGGGCGGCCGCGCUCCCCCGCCUAGGGAUGCGGGCCGGACGCGGGGCGCGGAUCCGGGCCCGGGAGUAGCGCAGGAACCGCGGGCGGCAGCGCAGGAUCCGCGGCACCGGCCCAGCCCCCCCAUGCCCACACGGCCCCGCCAUGGAGCCGGGAGCGGCCGCGGUGCCCUGCGGGAAGGACAGGCUCAUCUCCAGGAAUGAGCUGCUGCUGCACCUCAAGACCUACAACAUCUACUACGAGGGGCAGAACCUGCAGCUGCGGCACCGGGAGGAGGAAGGGGAGCUGAUCGUGGAGGGGCUGCUGAACAUCUCGUGGGGGCUGCGCCGCCCCAUCCGCCUGCAGAUGCAGGACGACAACCAGCGCAUCCGCCCGCCGCCCUCCUCCUCCUCCUGGCACUCGGGCUGCAACCUGGGCGCCCACGGGUCCGUGCUGAAGCCCAGCACCCUGCCGGACAUCCAGGUGACAGACGGGGACAGCGGCCGGGCCACGGAGAAUCCCGGGAACGGCACGGCCCCCCGGGCGGACGAGGCCCCGCAGCUGCUGCGCACCCGCAGCGACGUCGGCGUGCGGCCCCGCGGCAGCGCCCGCACGCCCGGCGAGCAGCGGCGCCUGCGGCGGCACCGCUUCUCCAUCAACGGGCACUUCUACAACCACAAGACCGCGGUGUUCACGCCCGCCUACGGCUCCGUCACCAACGUGCGCAUCAACAGCACCAUGACCACGCCGCAGGUGCUCAAACUGCUGCUCAGCAAGUUCAAGAUCGAGAACUCCGCAGAGGAGUUUGCUCUGUACAUGGUGCACACGAGCGGAGAGAAGCAGCGGCUGCGCGGCAGCGAUUUCCCGCUGCUGGCCCGCGUGCUGCAGGGCCCCUGCGAGCAGGUGGCCAAGGUGUUCCUCAUGGACAAGGACCAGGUGGAGGAGGUCACCUACGACGUGGCCCAGUACAUCAAAUUCGAGAUGCCCACCCUCAGGAGCUUCAUCCAGAAGCUCGAGGAGGAGGAGGACCGGGAGGUGAAGAAGCUGAAGCACAAGUACUCCACCCUGCGGCUGAUGAUCGAGCAGAGGCUGGAGGAGAUUUCCGAGGGCCCCACGGCCAUGUGAGCGUCCCUGGGACGUGCUGCACCAAACCCCCACCCCAAAACCGCUCCCGGUGUCCCCCUGGCUGCCCCCGGCCCAGCCCCCUCCCCAGGAAUCCUGGGGGUUCUUCCAGCAAGGCUCUGGCUGGCAGCAGCACCAGCAAAAACCUCGAAUCCCUGGAAAACACAGGGAAAAAAAUACAAAAAAUGAGAAAAAAGAGGAAAUCAGUGAGCAGCUGCCAGAAUUGCGGAGCUGGAAUUCUGGGGGGCUCGGGUUGGGAAUGCCCGAGGUGGCUCCCAGGGAAGGUUCUGCUGCUCGGCAGCGAGAGAGCACAAAAAAUCCUUUUUUUAAUAGAAAAAAGCACAUUCCUGCCCUGUCACCGCAAUAAUUCCCCGGUGUCGGGAGGAUUUUAUAAAUCCAAAGGGUCGGCUGAGAUUUUGGGGGGUUUACCCCGACCUGGGGGCUCGUGGAGGCAUUUCCAGCCCAGCAGAAAAUCCCAUUUUCCCCAGCCCCGCUGUCAUUUGCACUAAUAUUUAGGGAUUUUGAAGCAAACCACGAUGUCAAACCUCUCUGGGAGCUGAAAAUGCCAAAUAGCACUCGCCGAGAGGGGCAGAGGCACAAAUGAAGAGGAAUUUGUUUUCCAAAUCCAUUCCCCAGGGAAUUAUCCUGGUGAGAGCAGGAAAAAUCCUCUUUCCUCCCAGGCUAAACCAGCAAUACCCAUUUUAUACCUCGAUGUGAACUAAACCUCUGACUUCCUCCCCCUUCCCCUCGAGUUUUUGCAAUGCAUCUUUGUAAAAAAAAAUUUUUUUUAAUUAUUAAUUUUAAUUUUAAUGGUACCUUUUCCACCUUUGGCUCACGUUGGGGGAAAGUGUUGUACAGCGAGAGGAGCUUUUGGUGUGUUUGAAGGAUGAUUGUGGCACUGCUGCGUGGAUUAACAAGGAAAGAAAAUACAAUAAAAUAAAAUAAAAUAUGUAGCAUUCAUGCAGAAUGAAA
Messenger RNA from Passer domesticus (house sparrow), 2259 nucleotides. RefSeq names its product Ras association domain family member 2 (gene RASSF2). Gene Ontology annotation, cellular component: nucleus; cytoplasm. The coding region runs from base 331 to 1290 and encodes 319 amino acids. Lineage: Eukaryota; Metazoa; Chordata; Aves; Passeriformes; Passeridae. The record is from RefSeq and is a predicted model, not a curated record. Gene Ontology annotation, biological process: positive regulation of JNK cascade; signal transduction; regulation of non-canonical NF-kappaB signal transduction. The transcript is spliced from 12 exons.